AUGCACCUUACUAUUAGACUUUUAUGCUAUACAGUCAUUAUCCAUUGCAUAUUGACUGUUGAAGCUGAAUAUAAAUCUCAUCUGAGCUGUUAUCAUACGAAGGUUUGUCAACAAUCCUCUUCAAGAGAUGGAAUCAGUAAUUUAAGUCCGAAGUACUUACAAGCUGGUGUAGAAGUGCGUGGCAGUAACGUAGACAAAAUGACGAGCGGUUCAGGAGUCAAUGGGUUCUAUCGACCCCGAAGUGCUCUUGCCCGGGCUAUGUAUGAGAAACAGCACAAUGAUAGAUAUCUUCAGGAACUUGACCAGAAUGAGUGGUACCGUGUGAACAAGGAUCGACUGUGUCCCGAGCUGAUCAAGAAGUUCGUACAAUUGUACCCUGAUGAAGAAACCAAGGAGUUUCUGUCGGCCUCCAUAGAUAAGUCCUCGUGGGUGUGGACGCAGAUCUGGUACCUGCUUGCCAAAGCUGUACUAAGACACUUCUGGUCCGUCACUGAUAUUAAUGGAUGGUUGGGUCGUGGUUCUAUGUUCGUACUCUCCGAGGCGCAGGCGCGUGCGCUGCUCCGCACUACAGGGCACGGCAUCGGCGCGGGCGCAUUAGUCGAUGUCGGCGCGGGAGAUGGUGAGGUCAGCCGUCGUUUCGCACACAUCUACCCGCACAACUACGCCACUGAAAUAUCGGCCAGCAUGAGGAAAACAUUAGCCGAGAAGGGAUACAAACUGCUGGACACAGAGAAAUGGCACCACUACCGCCAAUUCGAUUGUAUUUGCAUGCUGAACCUCUUGGACCGCUGCAGCAAGCCAAAGACCAUGCUGAAGCAAGCUAGAGAUGCGCUGGCUCCCGGUGGAGUACUCAUGUUGGCACUGGUCUUGCCUUACAAACCUUACGUGGAAGUGACUUCGGAUCAUAAACCAGAAGAACGUCUGCCGAUUGAAGGAGCUUACUUCGAAGACCAGCUGGCUGCUUUCGUGAAGUUCAUGCGCGAGGAGGCUGGCUUCGAGCUGGUCUCGUGGACACGAGCCCCUUAUCUAUGUGAAGGGGACUUUGCACAAGCUUACUAUUGGCUCGACGACUCCGUGUACGUGUUCAAACCUACCGCAGUAGACCCCACUACUUAA
This is a messenger RNA of Spodoptera littoralis (African cotton leafworm), 1116 nucleotides long. NCBI's taxonomy places the organism in Eukaryota, Metazoa, Arthropoda, Insecta, Lepidoptera, Noctuidae. The record is from the annotation of a GenBank genome assembly.